This is a messenger RNA of Nerophis ophidion (straightnose pipefish), 794 nucleotides long. RefSeq names its product tetratricopeptide repeat domain 32 (gene ttc32). Bases 19 to 429 code for a protein of 136 amino acids. The transcript has 3 exons. Gene Ontology annotation, molecular function: protein binding. The record is from RefSeq and is a predicted model, not a curated record. Lineage: Eukaryota; Metazoa; Chordata; Actinopteri; Syngnathiformes; Syngnathidae.
UUUUUUUUUUUUGCUAAAAUGGCGGAGGAGCAUUUAAAAACAUUCCGAGCAGCCAACUUUGAAUUCGACAAACAGAACUUCAAACGGGCAGAGGAGCUUUACAACAUAUUUAUUCCAGCCUGUGCACAAUCCAGGGAAUGUGACGCCGCUUAUUUGGCGACUGCUUACAACAACCGUGGACAAAUUAAAUACUUUAGAGUGGACUUUAACGAAGCUAUGGAGGAUUACACCGCAGCGAUACAGGCUGACGGACAGUUUGAAGUACCCUUCUACAACAGAGGACUAAUACACUAUAGAUUAGGUUUCUUUGACAACGCCAUUCGGGACUUCCAGCAAGCUUUAAAGCUCAAAGAAGAUUUCGAAGAUGCCAAAGUUGGUCUUCAACGCACGCUCCUGGACCAACGGGACAAAAUAAAACGAGGAUAUUGACAACUGUGUGCGAAACUGCAGUCUAAAUGUAUCUGGCUGGGGAAUUUGUAAACUCACACGCUGCUUGUGUAGGUAAACACAUCCGUCAUCGUAAUAGGCAGGAGACUAUCCCAGUCGAUCACAGAGCACCUAUAAAGACAAACACAAUUCUAGAACAUUUAUAUCAGGGGUGUCAAACUCAUUUUUAAUCUACCGGACUGGCAAAAACACGACACAAUUACUUAAAAAUAAAGACAACUUCAAAUUGUAUUUUUUUGUUUGUUAAAAAUAAAACAAGCACAAUCUAAUAAUGUACAAAUUAUAAUGUUGUUCUUUUUUUUUACAUUUACUGUCCUUCUGAAUAAAUGAUGUGAUAAUGUUCAUCA